Molecule: messenger RNA, 6561 nt
Organism: Strigops habroptila (Kakapo)
Lineage: Eukaryota; Metazoa; Chordata; Aves; Psittaciformes; Psittacidae
Gene: CAPN7
Product: calpain 7
Exons: 21
Coding region: 147-2585 (812 amino acids)
Biological process (GO): proteolysis
Molecular function (GO): calcium-dependent cysteine-type endopeptidase activity
Source: RefSeq, a predicted model, not a curated record
GGGCAGGCGCUGCCAGGGCAGGUGGGCGUGGCCGGGGGAGCGGGUGGUUGGAAUGGGGGCGUGGCCGGCGGCUGCGGCGGGGUCAGGGAGGCGGAGGCCGGGCGGGUUUGGGGGCUCGGUGCCGGUCGUACCGGAGGGAGCCGGCCAUGGACGCCACCACGUUGGAGCUGGACGCGGUGAAGUUCGCGCAGCUGGCGGUGCAGCGGGACCACAGCGGGCGCUACCAGGAAGCAGUCUUCUACUACAAGGAAGCUGCACAAGCCUUGAUUUACGCUGGGAUGGCAGGGUCCAACUUGGAAAAUAUUCAAGAAAAAAUAAAUGAGUACUUGGAAAGAGUUCAAGCUCUCCAUUCAGCAGUUCAGUCACAGAACACAGACCCUCUGAAGUCAAAACAACAGUUGGACUUGGAGCGUGCUCACUUCCUAGUUACACAGGCUUUUGAUGAAGACGAUAAAGGCAAUGCAGAAGAAGCUAUUGAGUUGUACUCAGAAGCAGUGGAACUCUGUUUGAAAACAGCUACUGAAACUUCAGAAGCAGGCCUCCAGUCCAAACUGAAACAGCUGGCUCGACAAGCACUGGAUAGAGCAGAGGCACUGAAGGAAUCUAUGUCAAAGUCAUCUCAGAAGAAGUCAACUGCAGCUAAACCAAAUCAUCCAGUCAGAACAUUCUUUCCAUUGGGACCUGAUUUUUCUUUAAAUGAUAAACCACAGACAAUCAGAGCAGUGCAAGCUAGUGAACCUCAAGGUCAGAGAUACACUGCAGAGGAGAUUGAAGUUCUGAGGAAAACUUCAAAAAUUAAUGGCAUCGAAUAUGUACCUUUCAUGAGCGUUGAUCUGAGGGAACGUUUUGCCUUCCCUAUGCCCUUUUCUGAUAAAUGUGGGAAGUUACCGUUAUCCCCCAAACAGAAAGCAAUGUUUGCUAAGUGGGUGCGACCAGAUGAUAUAACAAAUAACCCCACGAUGAUUUAUACUGUAUCAAGUUUCAGCAUAAAGCAGACAAUAGUGUCAGAUUGCUCUUUUGUGGCAUCACUAGCUAUCAGUGCAGCAUAUGAAAGAAGAUAUAACAAAAAAUUGAUCACAAGUAUUAUUUACCCUCAAAAUAAGAAAGGAGAACCAGAGUAUAAUCCAUGUGGUAAAUACAUGGUAAAGCUUCAUAUCAAUGGUGUACCUAGAAAGGUAAUCAUAGAUGACCAAUUACCUGUUGAUCAUAGUGGGGAACUUCUCUGCUCUUAUUCUAACAAUAAGAAUGAAUUAUGGGUAUCAUUAAUAGAAAAGGCUUACAUGAAGGUCAUGGGAGGAUAUGAUUUUCCUGGAUCAAAUUCUAAUAUUGAUCUCCAUGCACUGACUGGUUGGAUACCUGAAAGAAUUGCUAUGCACUCUGACAAUCAAGCUUUCGAUAAAGAAAGUACUUUCAGAAUACUUCAUCAGAGAUUUCACAAGGGAGAUGUCCUUAUCACAACAGCAACAGGGGUGAUGUCUGAAGAGGAAGGAGAAAAAUGGGGCUUAGUUCCAACCCAUGCAUAUGCAGUCUUGGACAUAAGGGAAUAUAAGGGACUUCGGUUUCUUCAGUUAAAAAAUCCCUGGAGCCACUUACGUUGGAAGGGACGAUACAGUGAAAAUGACACAAGAAAUUGGACUCCAGAUUUACAAAAAUACUUGAACUUUGAUCCAAGAACAGCUCAGAAAAUCGACAACGGCAUUUUCUGGAUUUCCUGGGAGGACCUGUGCCAGCACUAUGAUGUUAUCUAUUUGAGUUGGAACCCAAGUCUUUUUAAAGAAUCUACAUGUAUUCACAGUACCUGGGAUGCCAAGCAAGGUCCCGUGAAGGAUGCCUACAGCCUGGCUAAUAACCCUCAGUACAAGCUAGAGGUCCAGUGUCCACAAGGUGGAGCUGCCGUCUGGGUCCUGCUCAGCAGGCACAUCACAGAUAAGGAUGACUUUGCACACAAUCGGGAAUUCAUUACAAUGGUUGUAUACAAGACUGAUGGCAAAAAAGUUUACUAUCCAGCUGAUCCUCCUCCAUAUAUUGAUGGUAUUCGGAUCAACAGUCCUCAUUAUCUGACCAAGAUCAAGCUGACCUCUCCGGGGCCCCAUACAUUUACCUUAGUGGUGUCCCAGUAUGAGAAACAAAACACUAUCCAUUACACCAUCAGGGUGUAUUCCAUGUGCAAGUUCACCUUUUCCAAGAUUCCUACACCUUACACCAUUUCCAAACGGGUUAAUGGACAGUGGAAAAGUCACAGUGCUGGAGGAUGUGGAAAUUUCAGAGACACCUACAAAAAUAACCCCAUUUAUCAAUUCCAGCUGGACAAGAAUGGACCAUUACUAAUUGAACUACGGGGACCAAGGCAAUACAGCGUUGGUUUUGAACUCAUCACAGUCUCGACAGUAGGAGAACCCGGUUCCUACGGCUUUCAGAAAAAGAGCAGUGGUGACUACAGAUGCGGAUUUUGCUACUUGGAAGUGGAGAACAUAUUUGCUGGAGUUUACAACAUUAUCCCUACCACAUUCCUGCCUCAACAAGAGGGUCCUUUUUUCUUGGACUUUAACAGUACUUAUCCUCUUAAGGUAUCACAGCUGCAGUGAGGAGACAGAUCUAUGCAUUACUGUUUCAGGAUGUGGUUUUGAUCUGUCCCAUAGUCUGACAACAGGAGAAUAACUCUUAUUACACAUACACAGAAAAUAAAAUCAUUCUAAGCUAUAGCCAAAAGCAUGGAAUUGCUAGUUUGCCAGUUAACUGUUGUAGACAACUGUGGGAUUUGCUGCUGUGGUAUUGGAGCCACCACUGCUCAACAGGCUAAGUGCUUAUAGUCAAAUGGCAGACUCCCAUUUAUUGCUAUUUUUCCACACUUCAGAGUCUAGUGAGUUAAGAGGAAAACCUCACAGCGACAUUCUCUUCUCCUAAAUUACAGGGUAUAUGGGUUUAAGAUCCUAAAAGUAAACAUGUAAGAAAAAAUAUUCUUGAGUAUCCGUUUAUUCAGUCUCAAGACCAAAUAGCUUUUCCUACCUGUUUGUGCUGCCAUCUUGCGUGUUUUCAGCAUUGAGCUAGUUCUCACAAAUAAAUGUAAACUACUACUGCUGAGCAUAUAGUAUUCCAGACUAACAUGUUCAGCUUAUCCAGGAUAUGUAUAUUGGAGUAAAGAAAAAGGAAGAUUCUGGCUUUAGCUAUUGCUAAAAAAAAAAGCAAUGGCUUCACUCAUGUUACGUGUACUUGAGAGCUGUUACUUCAUACCUGCAUUAUUUUAGUACAUAGUAUUACAGCACAAGGCACUCUAUGGCUUUCUUCCUACUUUCUUUCCUACUUUCAUUCUAUGGCUUUCUGAUCAAAGAUUCAGAUCAGCAGUAAAAACUGGAGGUUAGGCAGCAGCAGCAUAUGGAGAGUGCAGCACAUCCUUUGUUUAGCAAGUGGGAAGGAUUUUCAUCUGCAGGUGCACUAGAAGAGUCCCUGUAUCUGCUGAGGCAGUCUCCUUUGCUGGUGUGAGGAGGUAGGGAACUACCCAUCAUCUGCAUCUUGGUAAAGAAAUGUUUUAUUCUCAUUAUCUUUCCAAGUGUUCAGCCUGAAGGGGAAUGAUCAGUUAAACCUCUCUCCCUAAUAAACUCCAUCUCCAAGACAUACACUUGCUGCUCCUAUUAUACCAGACAGCUUCUGGUAUGUCUUCUAAGUUGAAGUUUACCAGUUCUUUGGGCAACCUGUUCCAGCGCCUCAGCACCCUCACAGUAAAGAACUUCUUCCUUAUAUCUAACCUGAACUUCCCCUGUGUAAGUUUGAACCCAUCAUCACCCCUUGUCCUAUCACUACGAUCCCUGGAAGAUUCACUAGAAUCCUCUAGACGACCUGUAUACUCUUCAGCUACAAAGUUUUUAAUUUAAAUACUGCUUCAGUGUUCCUCAAAUGCAUAAUUUUUUGACUUUCUACAAAUGCCAGAACUGAAAUUCCACUAUAUUUGACAGUUGGGGGAGAGGGAGUUCUUAAAGAUGUUCUUUGCCGUUUAGGAUUGUUUGGUGGUUUUCUAAACAAAAAGGCAGCAUUUAAAUCUUACCUUAGAGCACAGGUGCCACUUGGUCAUUGGGAAACUGAGCAUACCUGCUACAGGAGUAUUAGUACAGUGCUAUUAGCCCUCUCCAUCGAGUACAAGAUCCUUUUAUUUCAUUUCCUUCAUCAGAUAGCUGUUUAACAAGUGUCUAUCUUGACAAGGGCACUGAAAACACAAGCCUUUGAAAACACAUUGCCUUUCUGACUGCAGUUCUUGCAGAGACCAUCUGGGCUAGGAAAUUUGUGACAGGUUUGUCACAGCGUGACUUGACUUACCUUCUUUUGCAGGAAAGUUUCUGAUGAUUAUUGAACAAAUUAACAGACAGCACAGCAGAGGCACAAGCUGAGCAUAAACCACAUUAGGUUCUUUGUGGUUAUCCCUGGCUUCUGGUAUGCAUCAAGGACUGCUUCAUCCCUACAAGAUUAAUUCUGAUCCCAUUUUCCCUACAAAUUUGUGUUGAGUUUUUAGCUGAGGCUAAACCAGAAUGGCAAUGGAGUCCUGCAUAUAUUUCUCACGUGUGAAGUUAGAGUUAUGAAGUCUCAACUGAGAAUGUAUUUGACAGGACAAAAGGUUUUGCCAGAACUGCUAGCUUUCACUACUGAGUUCUUGCAUGUCCUUUGCUGUUUGAGAUCAGGCUGGUAGACUUGUCUACAGUAAAAUCUGUUGUCAUUCUUCUGUCUACUCUGCAGGAAGGGGUUUUCUUUCCUUUUUCCCCUCUCUGAGCACAAGCUAGUGCCGAAGCUUAUGCUGGAUCAAACAAGUGUAAGGCUCAGUUUUCAUGAUGUGCUAAAGUAAAAGCAAGGAAUGUACUCACCUUCUUAAGGACAAAGGCUCCUGUUCCCACCAAGAUCCAUUGACAUUUCUUGAAUAUACAGGACAGGCAGUGGAUUGGGCUCAUCCCCAUAAGCACACAGGGUUUACAGUUAGUAUCAGUGUCCAUACACGUUCUGUCCAUACAGAUUCUGCUUGUGGCAAAUUACUUUUAUAAUAAAAUUUUCUUACCCCUUUUUCUUAGGGAAAAAAAAGGUUCAUGUCAGCACUUAUGAUUUGCUUUGAUAUUUUCUGACAAAUAUAUAACUCUAUUUUUUUCCACAAAUAAAUCUGGAAAAAUUAUUGGAAAGCGAACUCAUCCCUAGAUUUUUAACACAGCAUCUAGGUUAAGCUUUUCUUUCCUCGAUAUCCCUUACCAUUUUUUGAUCCACAUGACAGAGACUAUAAGAUGCUGAUGCAAGCAUGGAAGCGUUAUGCAGCAAGGCUUCUAGAAAGGUAUAAGGCCUGCGUGUGCAAAAAUUUACAUAGCUGCACAACAGCUCAGCCUGUAUCAAAGCUACACCGGUCAUGUUACUUCCAGUUUGACAGCCAGGCACCUCUUGCCCCUUAAGUCUUUUCUGCCUGUAAACCUGCAGUUCAAGCCUUUAAACAUUCAAAUACAAAGCCUCAUAAAAUACACCAACAAGCAUCCUGCUCUCCCAAGUUGUUUAUCACAUGCUGGGCAGUUCUGAACUACUGCCUGAGCAAUAGAACAAGCAGCCAGUUACUCUGAGGGGCUUUAAGAAGAUUUAGACUUUGAUUUACUAACUAACUACCAAGGGAAGACUACUGCAAAGGAAUGACUUUCAAUUCUCUGUCAGCAGUGCAGAGGGGUAGCUGGAGAUAUAGCCUCUGCACAAGCUCUGACACUCUCCUCAGACUCUGCAAAGGCUUGGUUGUAGAGUUUUGGGGGUUUUUUUUGAGUCCUACUUUAAAGCCCCGUAAUGCUGCUGUUAUAGCUCAGGAUGAGCCAGCUUCACAGACACACACCUCCCCCGUUUGUUUUGUCAGGAAGACACAGGUUAAUACUUGGUUACUCCAAUCUAUUAGUUCUCAAAGACUUAGAGGAAGCACCAUGGAUGAAUGGUAUCAACAGCUUCUAUCUCAUCUGCCUCGUGAGUCUGAGAUUCAGCCCUGGUUUCCUCAUGCAGGUUUCACAUACGUAACUACUUUGUACAAUAAUUACACACUUGACCAUACAAUCUAUGCCAAGUUUGACCAAGCAGCUAAUUAGAAUAAAGUCUGUGUACUUACAGUAGAGGUCUUCAUGACUUAGUCAAAAAGGACAUUUACAUUGUUUGAUUAAUACCAAAGAAGUAGAAUUCUUAAGGUACCUUCUGCUUUAUACAUUCUCACUUCAGCUGAAGUGAUCACAUGUACUUUGUUACACCAGAGGCUUAUUUUUAUACCCUUGAAGGCAGCUACCAUCAUAUCAUGCUUCAGAACACAUGAAGAGCUCCAGCAGACAACAGCUCAACUACAGAAGUUUAAGUAAAAAUAUGUAAUACAAUGUACCACUUCUGUACGGCUUUGCAGUUUGUAUUCAGUACUGUCAAUCCCAAGCUUUUCCCUGGGUAAUGGUCAGAUCAGAAGCCAGAACCAUGGACUUCCUUCCUAAGUGGCAACUAGGCUGGGAAAUGCUAGCAAGGGAAGAAUUCAGCCUUCGGGGCUUCAGAAGAUGUAACUGUAUAAAUAAUUAAAGCUAUUAAUGCUUAACA